This is a messenger RNA of Panicum hallii, 876 nucleotides long. RefSeq lists its product as uncharacterized. The coding region runs from base 1 to 798 and encodes 265 amino acids. Lineage: Eukaryota; Viridiplantae; Streptophyta; Magnoliopsida; Poales; Poaceae. The record is from RefSeq and is a predicted model, not a curated record. The transcript has 5 exons.
AUGGAACAGCUGUUGGCCAAAGAACCUCCACCUAAAAUGAAGAAAGAGGAGUGGAUCCAGCUUGUAAAGUACUGGUGUGACCCAAAGAAUCAGGAGAAAUCUGAAAAGAAUAAAGUAAACCGAUCCAAGGUGCAGUUUCACCAAAAAACUGGUUCUAGGUCCUACAUAGCUUAUCGAUACAGCCUGAUAAUACUAUUGCUUUCACUUCGGGGCACUUUUGGGGUGCUUUUGGGAAAACUGAGAAAGAUGGAUGAAAAGGGCAAGGCUCUUUCUGAUACUAAACAUUUUGCUUCUUGUACUAGGCCUAAGUACAAUAACAGCGAUCCAGAUGCUGUAGAGUUCUUUGGGGAAUGUAUGAAUAGUUCCAAAACUGGUCGCACUCCUCUUGCCAAUGAAAUAUAUGAACGGAUGGUGGCAGAGAAGGAUAGAGAGCCAGAAGAAGGAGAAGCAAAAAAAUCUCCCACCAAGAUUGUUGAUGAAACUCUUAGCGAGAUCAGCCGCUCAUCCACAUUUCUUCCUAACAUUGGUGCCCCUCGACCAUCAAAGAAUGCUCAGUCCUCAUCGACAGCAGCACAAGCACGCAUUCGAGCUGAGUUUGAGGCAAGCCUCCAAGCUGAAAGAGAGGAAGCUGCUAGGAAGCGGGAAGAGUUGCAGGCACAGCUUGAAGCUCAGCAGGCCGCACUUGAAGAAAACCAAAAUUUGCUACGGCAGACCCAAGAGGAAGUGAGGGGGGUGACUAGCAGGUUUGAGGAGACUAAUGCGCUGCUGCGAGCUGUCCUGAAACUUCAGAAAGAUUGAGGUAUGACUGUAGUUUCUGAGGAUGAGGCCUUUGUCUAAGCUUUUGCUACAUUGCUUCAACUUAGUCUGUGCUUGGAA